AUGAUCCCAGCACGUGGGAUUCACACCCAUCUUAUCCGAGUUAGAAGUUCAGAACCGGCAGAACCGAGACUCAGGGGUUUGAAAGCUUGCCAAUGUUGCCUGGUUCCCAUGUCCGGCAGCCCCAUCGGUGUCCCAGGGACUGGGGUCUGGGGAGUUGACAGUCGUGGGGCCAUCGAGCCCAAACCCACACCGGAUCGGCGUUCCUGCAGCCCUUUCAAGCAGUCACGGAUCGAGAGUGCGACCACACGGUGCAUCCACGAUGUCACCAUUACCAUGGAUCCAGCACUUGGUUUCCGCCCUUGCGUGCGGCCGGGAUCCCAGCUUGGCAGCCACGCUCCUAUGGUAGGCGUCUUUCGGCGCCGACCCAUCAUCUCCGCCCAUGUGCUCAAGCCCAGCUCGCCUGGAAUGUUGAAGGAACGCAGUCAUCCCCGAGCCAUGAUCUUGCCACGCGACGCCGGGACGCCUGCCACGGCGGGGUCCGAGUUCGGGACCACGCCCGACACGAAACCCGUGGCCCGGCUCGACGCUGUCGGCAUCUGGUGGAUUACCUUCGGCGCCAUCUGGACGGCUCUACUCGUCUGCGGCAUGACAUUCCUUUACAAAAAACGCAACACGCCGACGCUGAGACUGCGCGGACUCUCGUUAACUUUCGCCGGCAUCAUCCUCCUUCACUUCUACUGGAUCUCCGUCCAGAUCGGCUACAGCGUCGGUCCACUCGCUCCCGAGGUCGCCGAGUUCUGGAUCAUGAGCAUCUGGUAUCCCUUUGGAAUCGCCCUCUUCCAGGCUGGCAACAGCCAGUUCCUCCAUGUCGCUAAGGCCCAGAGCCGCUUCGCCCGGCCUCCCAGUCAGAUGAAGACUCGCUUCGACGAGAAACGCCCGGCGGGGAAGCCGACUCUGCUCCAGCGCCUACGUCAGAUGGACUAUUCGAAGCGCAUGUUCAUGUUUGUUACGAUGGGCAUGGCAGUGCAGCUCCUCGUGGUCAUCAUCAUCUACAUGAUAUCGCGCAAAAUUCCAUUCCGACUUCCGGUAUUCCCCGGAACCGAAGUGUACGGCAGCUCCGCCAUGGAGAUUGCCAUCCUUCCGGCAGCGCCCAUGUGGUUGAUCGCUCUCUAUGUCCCUGGCAUGGCGCCAGUGAAUCAAUACUUUGUACCGCCGCAAUGGAUCGCCCUCUCGAUCUUCGUCAUCGAGAUCUGCACUGUUUUCGUCCCCUGCUGGCAGGUUCGGAAGCACCAGACCCUCCGCCAGGAGACGCUCGAGUCCAUCGCCAACUGGGAGUCCAAGAAGCGGGGCGAGGGCAAGACGGAGACGUCGAGCGACAAGAGCUCCUCGGGCCCAAUGAGCACGACCUCGACCAAGGUCGGCGACUACUCGGGCUUCGACUCCUGGAAGAAGCUGUCGAGCUUGGAGAAUGGGACCAACCAGGCCAACCAGACCGGUAACCCCGACGAGAGCGUGCUGACCAUGGCCGCACUCGAGCAUUUACGACGCCAGCCCAGAGACGUCCGGGAACAAUUCACGCGAGCGCUGCGCAUCUACACCGAGUUCAUCUCCCCCCGCGACGCCGAGUUCCCCAUCAACAUCGCGUGGGCCGACCUCCGCAAGCUGCAGGGUGUCUUCGAGCGCGCGGCGCGCAGCACCGCCGCCGCCAACGGCUCCUCCUCCGCCAACGACGCCGUCACCCCCUUCGCCGACGCCAACAUGAACAACCCCAUCACCUCCCCACCGCGCGCCGCGCAGAACCAACCCCCCCCCUCGCGCGACUCCCAAAUCCACAUCCUCCAACCCGACGACGCCACCCACCAAGCACCCCCCACACCCACUUCCACCACCACCACCACCACCAAAAACCGCACCUCGCACAUCCCCCUGACCGUCAAGAUCCUCGAGCCGCCCUCCCCGCACGCCGCCCCCGCCUCGGCCCUGCCCCUCUACGCGGGCGACAUCCCACCGGCCUUUGACGCGUCCGUCUUCGACGCGGCGCACGCCAGCAUCAAGUACCUGGUGCUGACCAACACGUGGCCCAAGUACGUGCGCGAGCGGCGCAACUCGGAGAGCAGCAGCAGCGGGGCCAGCAGCGUGGUUGGUGACAGCCACAGCCACAGCAACAGGAUGAGCAGUGCCCUGAGCAGCAGUGGGCGGUCGGAGACGGUGCGCGGGGGUAGUUCGCGGCGGUCGGCGAGUCGGGCCGGGAGCUCGGUGGGGGGUGCGAGCGUGGGGAGUAAGUUUAGCUUGAAGGGGCCGUUGGGGUUUUUGAAGGGGGCGAUUCAUUGA
Chaetomium globosum CBS 148.51 is the source of this 2271-nucleotide messenger RNA. RefSeq lists its product as uncharacterized. The coding region runs from base 1 to 2271 and encodes 756 amino acids. The transcript has 7 exons. Lineage: Eukaryota; Fungi; Ascomycota; Sordariomycetes; Sordariales; Chaetomiaceae. The record is from RefSeq and is a predicted model, not a curated record.